Molecule: messenger RNA, 1582 nt
Organism: Pocillopora verrucosa
Lineage: Eukaryota; Metazoa; Cnidaria; Anthozoa; Scleractinia; Pocilloporidae
Source: RefSeq, a predicted model, not a curated record
UCAAUGUUCGAGAUGAAUCAUUUAAUUGACAUAAAAAGAGAAUAAAACAUAGGCGCGCGCAGGUAUUGAAUUUCUCUUCGAAUUUCCAAUAUCGAUAUCAGAGUGAGCGUAUCGAGCACUCAAUCGGUGUGUAGGAAACAUGGUACAUGUACUAAGUUAGUUGUAAGCACUUCUUCCAUCGGGUUUAAAAGUAGCUCUUUCUGUGGCACGCACUCAUUUGAACUCAUGAUGCACCUUAUUCGUGCUCAUAUUCAGUCAGUUGUAAAAUUUAUUAUGCCAAUAUUACACAUUAGAGAUAUGUUUCAUUGUUGCGUAAUCAUAUUCUUCCCGCUGCGACCAAAUGUAUUCCACGUGAACGCUUUUGAAAGUCUUGUUGCAAUCUAAUAUGGCGUAUUCUAAAUAUCGAAAAAUCCUGUUCGUUUGUCGAGGGAAUACUUGUCGGUCUCCCUCCGCUAAAGCGAUUUUAAGGCAUCUUUUACAGGAACGUGAAGAUAGGAACGAAUGGGAGAUUGACAGCGCUGGAACUCUUGGUUUUCGUGAAGGACUCUUAUCGGACGAACGGGGGUUGCAAGUGUUGAAGAAACAUGAAAUUACUAGCAACCACCGAGCAAGACAAGUAAACGAGGAUGAUUUUCGUCGUUUUGAUGUAAUAUUGGCCUUUGAUGAGAGCAAUGUGCGAGAUCUGAAUGAAACUUUUAAGCCAAAUGAUGGCACUGCGCAAGCGGAGGUUAAACUGUUUGGCACAUAUGAUCCUAAAGGAGAGUUGAUAAUACGUGAUCCUUACUAUGGAGACAUUUCAGAUUAUGAAAUGAUGUUCGAUCAUGUUUACAGAUGCUGUGUGGAGUUUUUGAAACAGUGUUAGAGAAAGACUUGAUGAUGUUUCAAACACUGGACCAGUAAUUUAGCUUUUUAUUUUUACACACUGAAAAGGAAAUGCUCAAUUCCAAGCGUUUGUGGUGGGUGCAAUGUGGAUAUCUCAAAACCGCAACACCGUGAAACAAGAACAUCAACGCCGCAAUAUGUUUUGUAUCCAUGCAUGAUUAAACACACACACGCACACACAACUGAGUAUAUAGCAAAGCCAUUCUACGUUUUGGAAUGAAUAGUGCACUAAGUUUAUUAAAGGGCUUGAACUAGCGGCCGAUUAAAGGAUAAAGUCCGGUCACAUUGAAAAGGUCUUGUUAGGUCAAAUCCUUGGAUAGCACAGUCUAGACGGUUUUUCAUGCCUGUGAAGCAAAAUUUAAUGCAGAGGUUCAGGUUUAAAAUGUUAAAGGUUCGACAUUAUUUGCGUUUGUGAAUAAAAGGGAUAAAGACCGAAUGAGAUACUACCAGACCAAUAAUUUUUACUUUAUUUUGUCCGCGAAUCAGUGGGUAUUCAUAAAUAGCGAUGUAAAUUCGUAUGUUUUGUUUGCUUGUAUUUGAUUGACGUCGCGUGACGUGACGUGAAAAGAAUAACAAUGCCUCUCAGUUUUUGUAUUAAAACAUAUUACGAUUUAAGCUUAUAUUGUAUCGGAUAUAACCAUCGGGCAUGAAUUCUAUUAGUAAAGGUUUCUUGAUGUAUACUCGCAUCAGGUAGCUUGUA